UUUGUCAUGGACGCACGGCAGAAAAUGUAGGCAUACUGGUGACGUCGAUUGGUACGCGAAGAUGGAUUUUGGGUCGGGGACGGCGUUAGGGAAGAGAGAGAGAAGCUACUUUUGAGUAACGGCCGGCUUCUUUGCAUUCAAGCGAAAAAUGGCCUCCAUUUCCGGCGGGCUUCCGUCUCCUCCACCUUCUCUCUCUACUUGUGCUGCAUCAGGACAGCAACAACACACCGCUCCUCCCUUUGUUUCCGCACGUCUCUUUGCCUCUUCUCUCUCAUCCUCGUCUCUAUUUCUCUCUCAUCAUGGCUCAAACAACAACAACAACAAUGGCUCAAACAACAACAACAAUUAUGGCGACUCCUGGUCUGAUGACAACAAUGGAAUACCUAAUACCUCCUUUUGUUUACUUCUCUCUUUCUCUCUCUUCCCUAAUAACCUUUUCAGUUUAGCUUCUAAGCCAGGAGAGGUGGUUGCAUGGGAGGUGAAGGGAGGGAAAUGGAGUCCUGUUUAUGCUGAUUCCUCGAAGGAUGAGCUCUUUGCUGACAAUGCCCUUCGAUUGUUGUCUUCUGGUGUUUUGGAUUUGGGGAAAAUUCUGGGGAGUUCAUGGUUAUGGUGCCGAGAGCUUGCUGUUCGAUUGAUGUUGCCUGAGGGGUAUCCUGCGAGUGUUAGCAGUGAUUACCUGGAGUAUUCUCUAUGGAGAGCAGUUCAGGGAGUUGCGAGUCAAAUUAAUGGUGUUCUCACCACACAGGCUUUACUUUACGCUGUGGGAUUAGGUAAAGGUGCCAUUCCAACAGCUGCCGCUGUGAAUUGGGUCCUUAAGGAUGGACUUGGCUACCUCAGCAAAAUUUUCCUGUCAAAAUAUGGCCGCCAUUUUGAUGUUCAUCCAAAGGGGUGGAGGCUCUUUGCCGAUUUGCUGGAGAAUGCUGCCUAUGGACUGGAGCUACUAACACCUGCAUAUCCUCAAUUUUUCGUUUUGAUAGGUGCAGCUGCAGGAGCUGGUCGUUCAGCAGCUGCGUUGAUCCAGGCUGCUACAAGGAGCUGUUUCUUUGCAGGAUUUGCUGCACAGAGGAAUUUUGCUGAGGUAAUUGCAAAAGGAGAAGCCCAGGGGAUGGUGAGCAAAUCCAUUGGCAUCAUGCUUGGAAUUGCCUUAGCCAACCAUAUUGGGGCCUCUGGACCAUUAGCUGCUGCUUCUUUUGGAGUAGUUACUGCUGUGCACAUGUUCUGCAAUCUGAAGUCCUAUCAAUCUAUUCAAUUGAGGACCUUAAAUCCAUAUCGUGGAAGUCUGGUAUUCAGUGAGUAUCUUCUCAGUGGUGAGGUACCUCCCGUGAAAGAGGUCAAUGAUGAGGAACCCCUUUUUUCUGGCUCUUCAUUUCUAAAGGUCGUUCCUGUGCAACAUGCGCAAUCUCAGGUACUCUCCGCAGAAGCCAAAGAAGCAGCUGCUCAAAUUGAGAGCAGGUUGCAAUUGGGCUGCAAGCUUAGUGAUGUUGUCAGCAAAAAGGAGGAUGUGCUGGCUCUUUUUGAUCUCUUCGAGAAAGAAGGAUAUAUUCUAACAGAACAGAAAGGGAAAUAUUGUGUUGUACUAAAAGAAGAUUAUUCUCCCCAAGACAUGCUCAAGUCAUUGUUUCAGGUAAGUUACUUGUAUUGGCUCGAGCGAAAUGCAGGUAUUGACUCAAGAAGUGCGUCCACUGACUGCAAACCAGGUGGGAAGAUGCAACUAUCAUAUGACUACGUGCAGAGAGAAUUCAACCAUGUGAAAAAUGACAGUCAAGCAGCUGGGUGGAUCACUGAUGGGCUGAUAGCAAGGCCCUUGCCUUGCAGAGUUCGUGUAGUUAAGCCUCUUCUGGUUUAAUUGAGUUUAUGCUUUGGCGGAACUGUUGGGGGGAUGUAACCAUUGCUUUGAUAGUGUGGUCCGAAAGGUUAUCUUCGAGGAUCUUUUCCAAAUGAUUAUCUUCGGUGGCAAGAUAUUCUGAGCAAAAUGAGAGUUUUGUUGAUCAGGCGAUUUUGGCUUUAAUGCUAUAGCUCCGCAACUUAGAAUACAUUGGGUCAUACAAGUUGAAUUCACUAGUGAUUGCUGCUUGCUGGUGCUUGCUGGCCACGAAAGAGAAACCAUCCAGCUUUCUACGCAAAUUAAAAUUUGUAGUCAUGGUCUUUUUUUUUAUCUUUUUGUGUGGCUUGAUUCUGAGCUUUCUUGGAACAAUGCAAUGUGAGACUGAUAUUUGUGGUACGUUGGCCACAAACAUCUCCAUAGUCAAGGUUUGACUUGGGAUCAAUUAUGGCCAUUGGUCCGAUGGAUUCGUGUCAGCAGGGGUUCUGAAUUUACAGUGGGGCAAAAAGGAGGUCAAGACCCCUUUUGGUAUGGAAUACAGAAUGCUGCUUAUUUAUUGGCGUUUUGCAUUAUAG
Amborella trichopoda is the source of this 2397-nucleotide messenger RNA. It is a transcript of the gene RUS1, whose product is annotated as root UVB sensitive-like protein (Protein of unknown function, DUF647). Gene Ontology annotation, biological process: response to UV-B; developmental process. Gene Ontology annotation, cellular component: chloroplast envelope. Lineage: Eukaryota; Viridiplantae; Streptophyta; Magnoliopsida; Amborellales; Amborellaceae. The record is from RefSeq and is a predicted model, not a curated record.